Molecule: messenger RNA, 1206 nt
Organism: Lampris incognitus (smalleye Pacific opah)
Lineage: Eukaryota; Metazoa; Chordata; Actinopteri; Lampriformes; Lampridae
Product: glutathione S-transferase omega-1-like
Exons: 6
Coding region: 121-840 (239 amino acids)
Biological process (GO): glutathione metabolic process
Cellular component (GO): cytoplasm
Molecular function (GO): glutathione dehydrogenase (ascorbate) activity; glutathione transferase activity
Source: RefSeq, a predicted model, not a curated record
GCUCGCUUGUUAUUUAUCGGGCAGCGUCAGGAAUCAUUUCACACUAUAGAGCCAGAACCCUUCAGAUUGGCCUCUUUCUCUUUCAACUUCUCAUUUCUUUCUCAAUUUAUAUAACUGAACAUGAUAACUGAGAAGUGUUUCGCCAAAGGUAGUGCCAACCCGGGCCCUGUGCCCAAAGGGCGCAUCAGACUCUACAGCAUGAGAUUCUGCCCCUUUGCCCAGAGGACCAGGCUUGUGCUUCAUGCCAAAGGAAUCGAGUAUGACACCAUCAACAUUAACCUAAAAGAAAAGCCUGAGUGGUUCCUAGAAAAGAAUCCUCUUGGGCUAGUUCCAACAUUGGAGACACCCAGUGGCCAAGUUGUAUAUGAGUCUCCAAUCACCUGUGAAUACCUGGAUGAAGUUUACUCUGAGAAGAAACUGCUGCCUUCUGAUCCCUUUGAAAAAGCUCAACAGAAGAUGAUGCUGGAAAAGUUCUCCAAGAUAACACCAUACUUCUAUAAGAUUCCCUUGGGGAGAAAGAAUGGUGAGAAUGUUUUGGGGCUAGAAGGGGAACUAAGGGAGAAGUUAACCAAAUUAAAUGAGGACCUGAUCGAUAAGAAAACUAAGUUCUUUGCUGGUGAUUCUACCUCAAUGAUUGAUUACAUGAUGUGGCCAUGGUUUGAAAGGCUUCAGAUAUUUGAGUUGAAGCACUGCUUGGACGGAACACCAGAGCUUAAGAAGUGGACAGAACGUAUGUCAGAGGACCCCAGUGUCAAAGCCACCAUGCAUAGUGAGGACACCUACAAGGCUUUCUACAAGACUUACGUUGACGGGAAACCAAACUAUGACUACGGCCUGUAGAUAAGAGCCCCUGAAGCCUUUAACCGUCCACUUAAAAAAAUUCUACUCAUUUCAUCCCAAGUCUGGAGUCAUAGGGUUAAUUUUCACCUGUUUCCAAAAUGAAAAAUUUCCAUCAAACACUAAAAUAAUGUCUACAUUUCAGUUAGACAAUGAUGAAGGGUAUAACUUUCUAAAAGUACACCGCAGAGUCAGAAUUCUGUCACAGGUGGUGGAUAUAUCACUUUAGUGCUAGAGGUGUGGUGUCUUGCAUUUGAAGAUGAUGUGUUAAUUUGUUUUCAAAGUCUAACAUAGAAGAUAUGUUUAUGUUGAAUUCAAAGUCGUCCUCUCUUUUCAUGCAAUAAAUGCGGAACAGCUCCACGGUCUGAA